AUGAAACGGAAACUUGCAGCCAUCCAACGACCGUUUCUACUAGCCAUAUCGGGAGCCUAUAGAACUACCUCAACAGCAGCCUUACAAAUAAUUUUGGGAAUCCCCCCUCUGCACCUCCAACUACAAAGAGAGGCAAAGGGCAUCUCGUUAUAUAGGCUCAAAAACCCGACCAACAACUGCGACCUUCAAAUUAGCGAACUAGAAAUAGACUGUAAGAUUUCAGGCUGGACUUCUCAUCCCUCGGUACACCUAGAAGAUCACCAGAUUUCACUUGACGACGGAGGCUUGAGAUCGGACCCGAAUGGAAUUUACACAGAUGGAUCGAAGACGGACAAGGGAGUAGGAGCAGCGUACUGUGUCUUCAACAAUGGAGUAACUACAACAACUUGGGCAACAAAACUGGCCCACCACAAUACAGUAUUUCAAGCUGAGAUCCUGGCCCUAUACAAGGCCGCAGAAUUCCUGAAGUCCACAUCAGCAACAUCUACCAUCUACGUCGACAAUAGGGCCAGCAUCUUAGCAGCAAAAAAUCCAAAAUCCAAUAACAAAUGUGCCAGGAAAAUCUUUGCAAUACUUUCUACAAAUGCAAACAUAAAGAUAUCCUGGAUUAAAGCCCACGCCGGAUAUGCAGGUAAUGAGAAAGCGGAUAGACUUGCCAAACAAGCUGCUGAUACAGACAGCCCUAUUCAGCCCGAACCAUACCCAAUUUCAUUCAUAAAGUCCAGUCUAAGGCGAAACAUGUUGGAAAAGUGGCAAACGGAAUGGGACAAUGGCGAAACUGGAAGACUCAUCUACCAGCUUCUUCCAAAAGCCACUCAACAAAUUACGCCCUGGAGAAGGGAAGAAAUUCUCUUCUUCACAGGCCAUGGCCCAUUUCCCACCUACUUAAAAAGGUUCAAUUUAGCAGACGAACCUUACUGCACCUGCAGCGAAGUGGGGUCACCACUCCACUACGCAACAGAAUGCAUUUUAACUACAUCUUAUCACCUAACGAAACCAUCAGCUAACCUUCAACAGGUCUGGUUCUCCAGGGUAGCAGAUAACUCUCUCAGCAGGGCCAAGAUCAGAAAAAUGGUUCAAUUCCUGCAUGAAGAGUCACAGCUGUUCAGAUACUGA
Messenger RNA from Argiope bruennichi, 1116 nucleotides. RefSeq lists its product as uncharacterized. Gene Ontology annotation, molecular function: RNA-DNA hybrid ribonuclease activity; nucleic acid binding. The coding region runs from base 1 to 1116 and encodes 371 amino acids. NCBI's taxonomy places the organism in Eukaryota, Metazoa, Arthropoda, Arachnida, Araneae, Araneidae. The transcript has a single exon. Gene Ontology annotation, biological process: DNA replication, removal of RNA primer. The record is from RefSeq and is a predicted model, not a curated record.